Molecule: messenger RNA, 2359 nt
Organism: Toxoplasma gondii ME49
Lineage: Eukaryota; Apicomplexa; Conoidasida; Eucoccidiorida; Sarcocystidae
Exons: 1
Coding region: 784-1146 (120 amino acids)
Biological process (GO): protein N-linked glycosylation
Cellular component (GO): membrane-bounded organelle
Source: RefSeq, a predicted model, not a curated record
GUGUAGACAGGUGCAUGCAAUACAAGCGUAGUUCAUCUUCGAUAUAUAUAUAUAUAUAUAUAUAUAUAUUUAUUUGCAGUUUCUUGUAUUUGUUUUCCUUAAGUGCAUGUAUGUCAAUCACAGGCAGUGGAGUAUUGCCGCGUUUGGAUGUCGCGGCGUCUGCCUAGUCUGUUAUUGUCAGAAAUUGCGUCGAUUAGUGUUUUCUCUUAGAACUUUGGUUGUCGCCGGUGUUUGCGCACGGCGUCUCCGCGGGAACUUUGACUUUCUGUCUCCUCGCCAUGCUCUGCCUUCUGUCUGCAUGAGAAGGUGGAACUCUUGAAGACUUUUUGCCUGUUGCAUCGCAGAUUUUUCCACGAAAAAACUGUUUUCUGACGCGUCCCAGUUCUUUCUCUCCGCGGACGCCUGGUGCGUCGAACUUGUUUGAUUUGUCCUUGUUCCGCGCUUCCUUGAUUGGCGCAUUCGUGUCUUUUUCGAAGCCUCACUUCAACGCCCCUUUGCCCGAUCUGCAUUCUCUUGUCUCUCCGGUGCGUCUGUCGCUGCUCGCGAGCGUCUUUUUCGCCUCCCUUCUGGAUUCCGGCUUUCGUCUCUGUCCGCCGCUCUCGCGUUUGGCCGAGCUUCUGGAGAGUCGCUUCUCGGAGUCACGCGCUCGCCCGCAGUGCGCGUCGUCCCUGUUCUCUGCGUUCUUCUCUCUGUGUGCUCCACAGUGUCGACGUCGUGUCUCCGUCUCCGGAGUUUCGUCGUCUUCUGCCCUCUCUUCGACUCUUGAAACGCCCAGAAGAAAAUAUGCGACCCUGCGCACCGAGCCUCAGGUUUUCGCUGGCGAGCACGAUGCCUCUCCUUCGCCGUCUGCCCCUUCUUCUCGCGCAUGCAGCCGCGUCCCCGGCGUCUCCCCAAGCCCCCGGCUCGACGACUGAGCCGAAGUUUGUGCCGACUCCCAUUUUCAUCGCGCCACGGUUGUUCGACGUCAUUUCUCUCGUCCUCCUUUUCCUCGGCCUAGUCGCCAGCGCAAGUUUCUUCAUCUACCAUAUUCGAUUCUCUCCCAGGGAAAGAAGUCUCGCAAAGGAAAUUGUAUGGUCAGCCGUCGCCUCCGUUCUUCUGGGAUUCGCUCUCUCCUUCCUUCUCCUCUCGUCCGGAGUCUACUACUAAAACGCAUUCACUUCGAAUCGACACGCAUGUUUCUAUCUAUAUCGAUAGACAGGAGAGAGAGAAACGAGAAGCAUGCAGAUAUAUAUAUAUAUAUAUAUAUUGCAUAUAUGUAUGUAUGCAUAUCUCUGCGUAUAUAUAUAUAUAUAUAUGUUUGUGUGCAUGUGUGUAUUUACAAGGGAAGGCUGUGGAGGCGACUUUAGUGGUUUUGUGUUGAGCCUGACGGUGUUGUUGGUUUGGAAGGCGCGUUCGCUACAGCUGAGGAAGCAGUGGAAACAGCGAGAACUUCAUUCUGUAGCAAGCGGGAUCUCGUCAUGUUGGUCUCUUCAGUGGCAGUAAAUGUGAGUAAAUGUGUGUCUUGCAUCUUCGUCUUGGAUUAAAUUUGCAGUCGGAGGUUCUUCUGUUCGCGCUCCAAAUUCGCAGAUGCGCAGUCUCUCGGUCGACUCCCGUGGUGGCAUGUUGUGUCUUUUCCACUGCUUCGUUUCCAAUUCGAAAUGCGUGAGAGGCAGCGCCUAGCGUACAAGCGUCUACCUCGUCCGAUUGCAUGUUUCUCCGUCGUUAAAGUACACAUGAAACGUUGUCCUCCUCGCGACGAAGAGAGAGAAACCUCCGACCUGGAGGGUUGCCGCCGGCUUUCCUUUAAGAGCUGUCCGGCGGCAGGACGCAGCCCAAGAACCUAGACGACGGAACACUUGGCAUUCCUUUACAGAUCGGAAGUGGAGUUCUCCGUGAAGAUGCGCAGGAGGAAGAGAUGCGAGGGGAAGCGCCAUUAGCGAAGGGUGACAAAGACACGCUUGUGAGGAGAAGAAUGCUCAAGGUCGCUCCAGUGUGUGGCGCUUGGCGAUUGGAUUGGAAAAACCAGCACGACGAGAGAAGCCUAGAAAAAGGCAAAAACUCUACGGGCAGAGACGCUCUUGCAGAGGCAGCCCGCACCGCCGUCGCCUCUUGGGAUUCAUGCAGUCAAACACCUCUGUCUGUGCAGAGAUGCGAACUCUAGUUGUUGUGUGUGAAGACUCCUCACAAGUUUUCACCAUCGUGGCAGUGUUGACAGAAUGUUGACAGAAUACGGAGUUUCUCUUUGAACGGAAGCGCUGGUCCCUGUGUGUGAAAAACACUCGGUCGCUCCAGUCACGCGUAUCUACCGUCUCUCCGCAGCAAUGUGCGACUGCGGUGUAGACGAAGGAGACAGACACGUUAACAGUUUCUGACAGUGUCA